CACCUGUCAAGACCUUUUUGGUGUUUUUUAUUAAUGAGUUCCCCCGUUAUGUUUUCAGCGUCAUAUCCCCCGUCGCUGGAAGAAUGUCGAGACCGAAUGAUUUAAAAAUAGGAUCUCUCCUCUGACAGCCUGCUCUAAUGACUCCCGGAGCAUUGUAGUGCGAGAAGUAGGAAUGGGAAGAUGGCUGCAGAUCUAGGAGAGCUGCUGGUCCCUUAUAUGCCCACCAUCAGAGUUCCCAGAACAGGAGACAGGGUUUUCAAGGUUGAAUGUGCCUUUUCCUACGAUUCGCCCGAGUCUGAGGGAGGCUUGUAUGUGUGUAUGAACACAUUCCUGGGCUUUGGCAGAGAACAUGUGGAGAGACAUUACCGUAAAACCGGACAGAGCGUUUACAUGCAUCUCAAACGUCAUGUCAAAGAGAAAGCUACAGGUGCCGCAGGGGGUGCCAUCCCCAGAAGAAGAAACGGAAAAGUGUUCCUAGAUUUAGAACUAAACGGUGAUUUUAACGGAGAUGAGUAUGAGUGUGAAGACGAGGCCAAGCUCGUCAUAUUUCCAGACCACUUCGAGAUCCCCUUACCAAAUAUUGAGGAGUUGCCUGCACUGGUGACAAUAGCCUGCGAUGCCGUGCUCAACGCUGCGUCAGCCUACAAAAAACAGGAGCCCGACUCCUGGGACGAUGAGAUCCAGGUUUCCAAACAUGCCAGGAGUCUCCGGCAGCAGGACAACGGCGUGAAGAUCCCACCCAGUGGAUGGAAAUGUCAGAAGUGUGAGAUGAAAGAGAACCUGUGGUUGAACCUGUCAGACGGAGCGGUGCUUUGUGGGAAGUGGUUCUUUGAUGGUGCCGGAGGAAACGGCCACGCCUUGGACCACUUCAAAGACACUAACUUUCCCUUGGCAGUCAAGCUGGACAACCUCACCCCAGACAUAGCAGAUAUUUAUUCGUUUGAUGAAGAAGAAGCCGUCCUGGACCCGCAAAUAUCCGAACACUUGCAACACUUUGGAAUAGACAUUAUACAGAUUCAGCGGAAUGGAACAGAUAACGACCACCACAACACAGACAACACAAACAACGUGCGGCCGCGAGUCAGCGAGUGGGAGCUGAUCCAGGAGUCGGGCAUGAAGCUGAAGGCAGUGUACGGCUCGGGUUUCACGGGCAUCAAGAACCUGGGCAACAGCUGCUACCUGGGCACCAUCAUGCAGGUCCUCUUCAGCAUCCCUGAGUUCCAGAGGGCGUAUGUUGGAAAUCUACAGAGGAUAUAUGACUACUCACCUCUUGACCCCAGCACGGACUUCAGCACACAAAUGGCUAAACUUGGCCACGGACUCCUCUCAGGCCUGUACUCCAAACCACCAAUGAAAUCCGAGCUCAUUGAACAGGUGAUGAAAGAAGAAUACAAGGUAUUAGACUGGCACCAGCCAAAGGGUAUCUCUCUCAAGAUGUUCAAAGCCCUGGUUAGCAAUGGCCACCCAGAGUUCUCCUCCAACAGACAGCAAGAUGCACAGAAGUUUUUCCUGCAUCUCAUCAACCUGGUGGAGAGAAACAGUGUGGGCUCGGAGAACCCCAACGACGCGUUCCGCUACCUGGUGGAGGAGCGCGUGCAGUGUUGCCAGACGCAGAAGGUGCGCUACACCCAGAAGGUGGACUACCUCAUGCAGCUCCCGGCCCCCAUCGAGGCCGCCUCCAACAGAGAGGAGCUGAUAGCGUAUGAGGCCAAGCGAAACGAAGCAGAGGAGAACAUGAGGGCCCCUCCAGAGCCCGUGAGGGCCCGGAUCCCCUUCACAGCGUGCCUGCAGGCCUUCACGGAGCCAGAGAACGUCCCUGACUUCUGGAGCUCGGAGCUGCAGGCCAAAUCAGCUGGAGUCAAGACUUCCCGUUUUGCCUCCUUCCCAGAGUAUCUGGUGGUGCAAAUAAAGAAAUUCACAUUUGUGGUGGACUGGGUUCCAAAGAAAAUAGAUUUGUCCAUAGACAUCCCAGACUUCCUGGACCUGUCUCGGCUCCGGGGAACAGGACUGCAGGCGGGAGAACAAGAGCUCCCAGACCUCACACCCCCCAUCGUCCUCCCUGAAGACACCAGAGACAACUCGAUGAGCUCCUCAGAUUCCACAGGAAUAGACGAGUCGGCGGCAAUGCAGCUGGCGGAGAUGGGCUUCCCUCUGGAGGCCUGUCGGAAGGCCAUCUACUACACUGGGAACAUGGGCCCCGAGAUGGCCCUCAACUGGAUCAUAGCACACAUGGAGGAGCCUGACUUUGCUGAGCCCCUGGCACUGCCAACCUUCAUGGAGCCCGGCCCUUCCGUGGCCAGCUCGGGCUUGGCUGCCACCCCCCUGGACAACCAUCCUCCAGAGGAGAGCAUCGCCAUCCUCACCUCCAUGGGCUUCCCCCGCCGCCACACCCUCCAGGCCCUAAAAGCCACGAACAACAACCUGGAGCGGGCGCUGGACUGGAUCUUCACCCACACGGAGAGGGAGGAGGAGGAGACUAGCGACGCCCUGUCUGACAUGGCCGAUACCACGGAGCCCAACGACAGCGCCUUCUCCAAUGCCAACACGCACAGCGACUCUACACUGUCCCCAGACCAGGACGCCUCAGACCCCCGGAUCAAAGACGGACCCGGGCGUUACGAGCUUUUUGCUUUCAUCAGCCACAUCGGAGCGUCCACGAUGUCUGGUCAUUAUGUAUGCCACAUCAAAAAGGAAGGAAGAUGGGUGAUCUUCAAUGACCACAAAGUGUGUUUGUCAGAAAGGCCUCCAAAAGACUUGGGCUACAUCUACUUUUACCGUCGACUGUCUAGCAGCUAGACCAAGCCCCCCGCCCUCCAACCUUAGAGAACCACAUCCUCACAACCAGAAGACAGGAAGACAACCACAGUGGGAAUUAUGGAAACACUCGCACCCCAGACCAGCCAAAAAAAGAUAGGAACCGCUCGACUCAGCCAAGUCACUCAAGAGCAACCGCAAAGUACGGUCAAAGGGGAAAGCAAUUUGCUUUUUGUAUGUCUCUGUGAUUCCCGUGUGCUUGUGUGUAUUGAAACGUGUUAUUUGUCUGCUGCAAGUGUCAAACCCAUUCCACGGAGGGCCAAGUGUCUGCGGAUUGUUCCUCCUCCCUUGUACUUGAUUGAUGAAUUAAGGUCACUAAUUAGUAAAGACAUCCCCUCACCUGUUUUGUCUAGGUCUUAAUUGAAAGAAAAAGAAACAAAUCUACAGACACUAGGCCCUCCUUGGAAUGAGUUUGACACCCCUGGUCUACGGCGUAGGUACAGAGCGAUGUGUGCAAUUUCAGUUAUCGGAGUACUCCACAGUUCUAGUAUCAGCAUAUAAGAUCUUACUAUACAUUUUCUAUGCCUUAAGCUACUGUGCCAGUAUUUUUAUUGAAGUGGUACGUUUUAUAAAUGUCGGGCAUGGUCCAAAAGUGGUCACGAGUCACUGCUAACCCUGAAAAACUCUGAAGCAGAACUCGAUUAAAAAGAAAACGCAAUGCUGCUGGGAGCUUUGCAUGUGCCAUGCAGAACGGAAUAUUGGAGAAUGUUUUGCAUCUAUAGGGAAUUAAAAGGACAUCAGGAACCCUUAACAUGUGAUGCAGGAUAGAAAAUUAUGGCAUUGAAUGCAGAGAAAUAGCCAGCAUCGGCAAGUGUCAGAAUAUGGGAAAAACAUUUGAAAAACCGCUCUUAACUAUUAUGGAUACAGAAUAAGUAAUAUCCUUAUUGGAGGGUUCGGAUGUCCUGUAAUGAGAUUAGUCAUAUCUGUCUGGUUUUAAUUUGCAGGUUUUUCUGGGCUUUGGUGGAGAAACUGUUUUCUGUACAGUGACAAUUGGACGAGUCAAGUUUCAGUUGCCAGGAGAAUGUCAUUUUUAUUGAAAUCUGAAAGCACUUUGACAGACUUUUAUAUCCCUGUUUUUCACAUAGAAAUAGAACCAUGAGCAUAUAUUACCUUGAAUCAGAUACCCUAAACUGAUAUUUGCUUUUCUUGAAUGUGGUAAAAGCCUGUGACCAAUGUGGUUGUAACCAAAAAAUGACUACUAUUAUAUCACCUUUCUUUUUUCAAAGUGUUCCUCAGACCAUGUCGAUUACGCAUAGUGUAUGCAUGCAUACAGUAUUGGUUGGCAUUUGUAUGCGCGCCUAAUAUGAUUUACAUUUUGUGGAAGGACAGACAAUGCAUGAGGUAAAUGUUUGCCAAUUAUUGUAGUCCUCAAACUCUGAGUAAUACCACAUUUAAUAUUCGAUAUGCCGCCAUCUUUUUAAUGCAGAAUGUAUGCAUUUGAACACAGCCAUCUGUGUUUUCUUCAUUAUUAUAGCAAUAUGCACUGGGACAGAAUCUCUUAUCUUGAGAAUACACCAUGUAUUGUAGGUUACGACCUACAACUUGCUCCAGAAUGCGUUCUCGUACUUUAAGACGUGGUGCUGUGCUGAAUGUAUUCCUUAUUGUGCUCACUGCAACCAACCCCCCCCCCCCCCCCCCCCUUCGACUUUAAUGCUAAAUUCUAACACAUAUCAGAGACAACACUGGCCCUACUCGUGCAUAGUCUCCAACCGUUGUGUAUAUGUUAAUACUGUAUUCACCAUUUUACUCAUACUCGCUGCUCAUUCAUUCUCACUCUUUUCGUGUCCAGCACAGUCACACCUUAGAUUGUUUGCACUUCUAUGUCUUAUUCUCAUGACCCUAUACAGCCACUCUAUCAAAGACAGUUCAUCAACCUGUGUAGUAGUAAACCCAGCUGCGGUGUUGCCUAGAGUUCAUUGUAUGGUUGUUACAUAUCGACAAGGUAGUGGAUUGCAAUGUCGCAUAUCAAAAACCCUUUUUUUUUCUUCUUGUCUUUGAAUACUUACCUGGGCAAUAUUCCAUCAAAGCAGGUUUCCUGGAAGAGUCAAGAACAUGAUUGUGCUUGCAUUGCAAUAAUGUACCUUUGGUUUCAUGUACUCCGCAAUGCAAAUGUUUUCAGUGUGAGACAAAAGAAACUAAAACUGCAUAUAAACUCAAACAUACUUUCUUGCUGCGCAGGAUAAAUCAUGUUUUUAGACCAACAAUGGGAAACCAGAUAAUGGUUUUGAUUUACUAGAGCCCUUGGUUGUUUUGGAGAGGAUUACAAUUCCCCAUCUCAAAUCGAUCCCUGAAGAUCUCCCAUCCUUGUCAGACGCUACUUGAUAAAUUGCUUCUGUUACCUAUGCAAUUCUUCGCGGUCUCUUUGCAAGUAUUGUUUUUGCCAUCCCCCUUCCACACUUGUUUAUUAUUCAAUAAGAAUAGAAUGAAUCCCUCUGUUCCAUUCUGAGAUUGUCAUUACUGGUCCUUGACGGGUCAGUGUAGUAGUUACAUUUAUUAUACAAAGGUCUGAUUGCUGAGGAGAGGUGGGUGUUCUAUGCAUUCUAGUUCUAUACCGUUUUGUCCUCUACCGGGGUUCCUCCCCAUCUGGUCAACUCUGGCUGUUUUAGACUGGCAGAGUGCCCGCUCACCUUCUUUGCUCUCCAUUUACUGUGGAAUUGAUCGCUAUGGAGGACUUCUGUUUUGUCUUCUCUCAGCUCUCUCUUCAUCUGUCACUUCCUCGCCACCACUAUUUCUUGAGGUUGUGAAAGGUAGUGGUUUACCUUUUGUCACAAAACGCCUUCGUACUGUGAGCAUGUGCACUAAAAGUUGAUAUUUGGUCUGUACAAUACAUGUAUUUUUCUUUUAUUUCAUUUAACUAAAUGUUCAAUGAUACUUCACCUGUUUUUACUUGAUUUUUCUUUGCCUUUUUGCAAACAAGUUUGUUCCCAUUCUGUAGUUUAUUACAUACAGUUUCCCUGAAGGGAUUAUUUAAAGUUGACUUUUGUAAUGUAUGUUUGCAUAGUUCAAUAAACUACACAUUUCUUGACAUUUGA
This is a messenger RNA of Salmo salar (Atlantic salmon), 5846 nucleotides long. NCBI's taxonomy places the organism in Eukaryota, Metazoa, Chordata, Actinopteri, Salmoniformes, Salmonidae. The record is from RefSeq and is a predicted model, not a curated record.